AUGCGCCUACAGCUUCAGGAAUGGGGGUCGAGGACGUACUCGGCGAAUGUCUUCGCGCUGGCACUUUAUUACAAUCGGGCCGUUAUCUUCAUAGGCGAAGCUUAUAGCUUGGACUUGGACGUGGCAGAUGGGGAUCAGUGUCGCCCAUGGUACGGGCGUGGUAAUAUGUACAUUCGGACCGAAGCAAGGUGGGAGCCGGCGCAUGGCAAUGGAAUGCUGGGCAUUCGAGAUCAUAUUACAGAGGAAUGCGGUAGGAGUACAAUGCGACUGACUCCGCGACUUCGCGUGACGCGGAGGAGACUCGGCCAAGGAAGCCGUGAUCACAUCGCUGACAAAACAUGUCUUUGCUGGCCCUGA
This is a messenger RNA of Pseudocercospora fijiensis CIRAD86, 357 nucleotides long. RefSeq lists its product as uncharacterized. The record is from RefSeq and is a predicted model, not a curated record. The transcript has 5 exons. Bases 1 to 357 code for a protein of 118 amino acids. Lineage: Eukaryota; Fungi; Ascomycota; Dothideomycetes; Mycosphaerellales; Mycosphaerellaceae.